CCACACACACACAGUCCAGCGCCGCGGUCGCCGUCGUCCUCUCCUCUCCUCUGCGUCCACGCAACGGGAGGCGAUUUUUGCAUCGCGAAGCCUUCCCGGCGAGUCACUCUCCCUCAGAGACCGCACGCCUCUGCCUCUCCCCAGCCACUACCCCUCCCCUCCCCUCUCCUCUCUUCCCCACGCAACCGGGGAUAAAAAAAGGGGAGCUUGAACGGGACGAGGCAUUCAGGCAUGGAUACUCUGCUGGGCUCCGGGAGAUUCUUGGCGCGGCGGCCCCCGCUCGCGCUCGCCCCUCGCUGCUCGCGAGGAUCCCCGGAGAAAGGCGGCGGCAGCGACAAAGGUGACACAUCAUCCACUGACUGGGACAAAGCUUGGUCUACAUUUAAGAAGAAAGGGAAGAAGACCCUAUUUUCGGAGUUCUCACCAAACAAGUAUGUGAGCUGGAACCCACGACGCAGCGAGUAUCCAUUAUCAGAAGAGGUUGAUCCAAUCAGAAGAACGGAGAGGUCUAACCUAAUGUUGUGGACAAGUCCGAAAUUUACCUUGGUAAUGGCGAUUGUCAUCGUCUCGACAUUGCUAAUCUAUACAAUAGUUGUUCCACCCAAGUAACUGAAGAAGUGACAGGCAUGAGUUGAACUUUCUGAACAGAAAUUUGUCCAUAUAUAUCGAAUGCGAAGACUUUUUCUCCCGAUGUGAACAGAACAGGCUGGAUUGGUCACGAGGUCAGUGUGGAAUUCAAGUCAACUGCCACAUCUGGACAUCUAAAAUAGCUUUCUUGUAGCAUAUCUUGUCCAUGAUCUGCUGUAUUUUAAUUCUCUGAUUGUCAUUAUUGUACAGUAUUGUCUUCAGAUUCUUCUUCUUUUAGGCUGAGUUCGGAUGGGGGAGAUGGGAAACUAA
This is a messenger RNA of Oryza sativa Japonica Group (Japanese rice), 897 nucleotides long. RefSeq lists its product as uncharacterized. Lineage: Eukaryota; Viridiplantae; Streptophyta; Magnoliopsida; Poales; Poaceae. The record is from RefSeq and is a predicted model, not a curated record.